CAGAGAAGAACAAAAUGGCUACCUGGAACAGAGCGAGGUAUCUGCUCAUAUCGUCUGCGGUGUUUAUUUCGAUAGGUUUCCUUUUCUUUCUCAUUGCUUUUUCGACACCAAAUUGGUUAGAAGCCGACGAUAAAUAUAAAUUAAAGAACGGAUUUGUCAAGUUGGGUCUGUGGACAGCAUGCUUCAAUCACUGGACAUAUUUUAAUGAUUACAAUGGAAAGAUUUAUGAUGGAUGCUGGUGGAUUUAUUCAUAUGAAUAUAGACCAAUCUUCCACUGGAUUAAUCCAUCAUGGUUCCUUUCUAUACAAGUGAUGAUGACCUUGACCCUGUUGGCAGAGAUUGUUGUCCUCUCCCUCAUCAUCUUGUUCAUCCUUAACAUAUUAAAGGGCAAGAACAGCUUCGGGGCACUCAUGUCUGUGGGGGUCGCAGCAGUGGUCUGUGGUGUUGUGACAGGUAUCUGCAUCUUGAUUUUUGGCACUAUGUCAGUUGUGAACAGACAGUGGAUUCAGAAUCCAGACAAGAAUUACCUGUCCUACUCUUUUGGUCUGAUGGUCAUGUCUGGGUUCCUCCUUGUGUUUGGGGGGUUCUGUGCUGCGUUCUCUGCCACACAGGUUCGCUUCGACCAGAAGAUGAGUCAGGAGAAACCAAGAUAUGGAGGACAGAUCAUAAAACCCGCCCAACCAAUUUAUUAGUCCAGGAGUGCUCCAUUUCUGACAAUAUCAACAUUAACUUUGUAAAUGGAAAUAUUCAUUUUCUUGUUAAGAAAGUUGACCAAAUAUAUGUACAUUGAUCUGCCAUUUAUUUGGAGAAGGAUUUUUCCCCCACAAUUCCUUGUGGAUUGACGUUUAUGAUUUACUGUACGAUAACAGGACUCGUUCAUUGAUAUCAUAUACAGACAACUUCACAAUUUCAAUUUGUAAAUAUGAAUUCAUUACAUCUGUCCAUUCACCUCAUUAACAUCAUUCAUUAAAUUCAUGCAAUGAUACUUUCAUAAGUUCAUGAAAUGCUUUUUUUAAAGUAAUUGACAUUUUAAAAAUUCUAUCAGUCUAAUAAUUGAAGUGCACUCAUUACUGAAUUUCUCUGUUAUUAUGAACACAUUUCAAUAAUUGAAAAUCUUUUGGACUAGUUUAUAGAGUAAUGCACUACAAGGUUUAAAUAUAAAGGAUUUUUUUUCAAAAAUCUGAUAUUUUUUCUAGAUUCCAUAUUUACUUUUAACAUUCAUUUUUAUUUCAAAUUAAAAAAUAUUUGAAUAUAUUAUCACAUUUAGCAUGUCAAAUUGUAUUUUGCAGCUAUUUUCAAUUUCCAUCCAUCAAC
This is a messenger RNA of Saccostrea echinata, 1314 nucleotides long. RefSeq lists its product as uncharacterized. Gene Ontology annotation, cellular component: membrane. NCBI's taxonomy places the organism in Eukaryota, Metazoa, Mollusca, Bivalvia, Ostreida, Ostreidae. The record is from RefSeq and is a predicted model, not a curated record. The transcript has 4 exons. The coding region runs from base 15 to 692 and encodes 225 amino acids.